Colletotrichum navitas is the source of this 651-nucleotide messenger RNA. RefSeq lists its product as uncharacterized. Lineage: Eukaryota; Fungi; Ascomycota; Sordariomycetes; Glomerellales; Glomerellaceae. The coding region runs from base 89 to 439 and encodes 116 amino acids. The record is from RefSeq and is a predicted model, not a curated record. The transcript is spliced from 3 exons.
GGAACCGAGGUUGCUUGUCUGGUGCCUGACUAUCAUUGCCAACUGCAAACGGCUACCACUGUGCUGAUGAUGAAUAGGUACCUAAACUAUGUGUUUGCCUGUCUGCUGUAGAUUGUUUUGCUUGCUUGCUUGUUUCCUCUCCACUACUGUGACAAGGGCUUACAUUGGCAGUUUUCAAUAUGUAACCCUAUGCCGCGGAGUAUAUCCGAGCUAUCAUUUGACUAAGAGCCCUUGGCAGAGACGGACGAGAGACGUUGGCCGGCGUGGGGACUUGUUUGUGUUUAAUAGCGGCACCAAGGUUUCGCUGUUUGAACUGAUGGGGGCGGCGUUUGACACUCUGUGCGCGCCCACUAUGUGGAACACGCUGAACCCGUCCUGGUCCUUCAAAGUGCUUCCCCCCUUUCCUUUUGAUGAGGUGUUUUCCAUCUCCCACUGUUAGACAGCUGGCCGAGAGUUAAUGCAGGCACACCAUCGCGCUUCAGUGCAACUCUGGACUUGAUAGUCUUUCAUGCCUUGGAAGAAUAGCGCACGGCAGCGGAGAGGUUGCAUUGCCUUGCGGUGUCUUUGGUCUUGGUCGGUUCAGCUUCCAGGGUGUACAAGCCGGGAAAGUUCCUUGGUUCCUAGGUAGUCCUCUGGUGUGCUGGGAGGAAG